Messenger RNA from Phlebotomus papatasi, 490 nucleotides. RefSeq names its product NADH dehydrogenase [ubiquinone] 1 subunit C2 (gene ND-B14.5B). Gene Ontology annotation, biological process: mitochondrial electron transport, NADH to ubiquinone. Gene Ontology annotation, cellular component: mitochondrial inner membrane. The record is from RefSeq and is a predicted model, not a curated record. Lineage: Eukaryota; Metazoa; Arthropoda; Insecta; Diptera; Psychodidae. The coding region runs from base 86 to 427 and encodes 113 amino acids. The transcript is spliced from 2 exons.
AAUCAGAAGUUUUUGUUCGUCUGUCAAAUUAGCCUUGUGUGUUUUUCUCAGUCCGGGAAGAUUUUUCUGUAAACAAGCAGGAAAAAUGACUUCUCCGCUUGAAUUGCUGAAGUACGACGAGACAAGGGAGCGCCCAUGGCUAUCAGACAAAUGGGGCUUUGUUUUAGGUGGCUCUAUGGGUUUUGGCUUGGCCUGUUGGUCUAAUUUCCUGCGACAACGUCCCGUUUUCAGUGGUCUUCAGAGACACAUCGCUUACCCCCUGAUUGGUGCCACCAUCUGCUUCUUCGUCGAUCGCUACAGAGACAAGUACUUGGCAGAGAAAGAUGCCGUGCUUAGACACUACAUUGAGCUCCAUCCGGAAGAUUUCCCUACGCCCGAGCGGAAGAAGAUGUCCGAGUUAUUUGAACGAUGGAUCCCUAUUCGUUAGAUACAAUACGUCAAGUUUGUAUAAUUUAGCAAUAAUUAUCAACAUUUAUUGAAAUCUAUACAA